AUGGGCUUCAGUUUUCACAAUCCGCUCCACUCGGGUCGUCCCCCUUCCUCUUCCUCCUCUCUGGCUGCGAACGCUUCCGGUUCGCCUGGCCAUCCUGUGGACUACAUGUCCGUGCCAGGACAUGCCGAUCUUCGUUCGCUGCCGCAACUGCCCAUCUGCCCGAAACUCUGUAGAUCGACCCUUGACUCGGUUGCUCCUUCGAGUCCCAUUUUGACCUCACCAAUACUGCCGCAACAGCUACCACCACAACCGCAGUCACAGUCACAGUCGCAUCAAUCGGUUUCAUGGAAUUUCGUCGGUUUCCCAUCACCCGGUACUGAAGACUAUUUGGAGCCGAAACCGCGAUCGCAUCUUCAUGCUCUCUCCUGUCCUGUGUCUUCAUCUCCUGCCGUUUCUAACGGAAGUUUAGACUCCAGCAAAAGUGCCCUUGUUGCAUCAUCUGCCCUUCACACGCCAGCCAAGUUGGCAGUGAUGAUGACUGCACAUGAUGAUCAUUGCAAUGGCUAUAAUGAUAAUUCUUGUCCUCCCAUCAUGAUUACUGGCCACAUUAACGUAAUGGGGCACAAUGAGCCUGUUCCUGUUGGAUCAAGACUUCCCGUCAUUGCACCGGUUCAGAUGCCCAAUUUCCCCACGCCAGAUCGUCUUGCACUUCCUUGUACGUCUUUUGCGUAG
This is a messenger RNA of Protopolystoma xenopodis, 672 nucleotides long. Lineage: Eukaryota; Metazoa; Platyhelminthes; Monogenea; Polystomatidea; Polystomatidae. The record is from the annotation of a GenBank genome assembly.